UUGUCAGGUUUUCUGUGAGUCGUCAGGACAUCAGAGCCUUCGGCUGGGGUUUUAUCUAAACGGUCUGUUUAAGAAUGGGAAACAUUUUCUCACAUCUCAGCUUUGAUCUGCAGCCUCCUACGAUCAUUUCCCACAGGCUCUGCAGUGUUGGUACGACAGCAGACAAUAAGCUGUUUCACAAUCAGUCACAUGCAGCUAACAGCCUGACUGUCAGCGCCUAGACCGAUAAAUGUGAUAAAUAAUCUUUUCAUUAUUUCUAAAUCUUUAUUCUUUUUGUAGAAAUAUAGUUUUAUAUUAUAAGAAACAUUAUUAUUUUACAUUUAACCCCAGUUUCUUUGUAUGUUUACAUUAAAUAAUCUACUUUUUAUGGUCUAAGAUCACCAGAGAGUCAAAGAUAAACAUCUGGGAGGCCAUAUUUCCUGUGCAAAAUGAAUCCAUUUCCUGUCUGUGUUUAAUGACAUCUCAUGUGGCUUGUAGUUUUGAGCAACUGUUGACAGUUUGUCCAUCUGUGCCUCUGCCCCUGCUGCCCAUUGGCACAGCAGCAGGAGGCGAAGGACCUCAAAGGGGAGGGCCAAAGCUGGCCCUCUCUCCUUUCCGCCACAGAGGAUGUGUGCUCCUCAGAGACGGAGCUGUUUGUACACCAGCUCCUCGAACCCAAGCAGUCCGACUCUAACCGUCCGGUGUUUCGCCUGAACGCCAACCGCGGCCGAAAGAAGAACCCGUUGAAGCGUGGAGGCCGGAUAGGGAACCAUGGCCACGUCUGCCUGCUCUCUGGAGUUGCUGGGUUUGCUGAUCUACAUCGGGGCAUGGCUGUGUGCCUUAGCCACCACCAUCUUACCUCAGUGGCUGACCAUGUCCACAAGUCUGCUGCCUGUGGAGAGCUUUGACCAGGGCCUGUGGGAAACCUGCGUGGUCCAGGACGGAGGAGACACGGAGUGUAGGUCGUACGACACCCUGCUGGGCCUUUCCAAUCACCUGAAGCUGGCUCGGAUCUUCAUGUGUACCUCCCUGGCUGUGGGGGUGCUGGGGAUCCUCGUGGCCACACCUGGACUGUCCCUCAUCAACAGCUGCGGACGCUACGGUGGCUCUCAAACGAAGAGGGCCUUGACCAUCACAGGAGGGGUGCUGGGAAUGGUCUCUGGAGUGCUGUGUCUGAUCCCCAUCUGCUACACGGCCCAUUUAGCGGUGACGCAUUUCUUUGAUGAGACCGUGCCGGACGCCGUGCCCCGGUGGGAGUUUGGGGACGCUCUGUUCUGCGGCUGGGCGGCGGGGUUCCUCCUCAUUGUGGCCGGGCUGGUCAUGGUCACCUCCUGUACGUGUUUACAGGUGGAGCCCCAACCCGUCCUGCAGAGGAGGUACCAGAUGAAGAGCACAGACGGGAGCUUCAGGAAAACUGUUGAGUAUGUUUAAGCGAGGCGUUAGUUAGAUGGAGCUGCACCACAAACUGUUUCGGACCGAUGUUGAGAUGUAAGAUAAUGUUUAACAGUUGAUCAAAAAAAGAUACAAGGGUUUCAUUCACUUUGAUUCAAAAACCUACAAUCUGACUUUAAAUGACCAGACGACCUGCUGUGAUAAAUAGAAAUAUAUUUUUAAAAAUAGAUGGCGUGAAACAUGUUCUUUAAAGAUUUCAGGAUUUAUCACUGAAACCAAAAUGCUUCAUUACUCUUGCUGUGGUUGYACAUUCUUCUUAAAGCUAAACGUUUUUCUGUACCUGUUUGUUGAUUGUUUGCAAAAUGUAUGUGGUAAUGUUUUUGCCUGUGUCUGUUAGCAAAAUAAAUCACAAACCACUGGAUGGAUUUGAAUAAAACAAUC
Austrofundulus limnaeus is the source of this 1812-nucleotide messenger RNA. RefSeq names its product putative claudin-24. Gene Ontology annotation, cellular component: membrane; bicellular tight junction. Lineage: Eukaryota; Metazoa; Chordata; Actinopteri; Cyprinodontiformes; Rivulidae. Bases 751 to 1410 code for a protein of 219 amino acids. The record is from RefSeq and is a predicted model, not a curated record. Gene Ontology annotation, molecular function: structural molecule activity. The transcript has a single exon.